AUGGGUGGUGGUUCCGCCGGCUCCAGCUCCGGCUCCGGCUCCGGCUCCGGCCCCGGUUCCGGCCCCCCCCUCCGCUGGGCCCGGCUGCUGGUGGCCCUCGUCGCGCUGCUGGUGCCGGCGUCGCGGGCCGAGAUUGGCGACGGCAUCUGGCGAUGGGACCGCAACGUGUCCAACUGGUACAGCUACGGGUGGUACGACGCCCUGGGCCGGCACGACCCGGCUCACCACCGCUACAACCUCUUCUUUCCGGCCAACUCUCGGCGGGCCGACCUGGGGGCCGCCGGGCAAAAGUUCCACUCGUUCCGCAACCCGUCCGUGGUCAACUGCGACAGCGGGCGGCUGGUGGCCUUUGCCGAGGGCCGGCGCUACGACAACCGCGACUUUGGCCACAUCUCCAUCGUGGUCAAGCGCCAGAAGGACAAGGACCAGGGCAAGGCGCGCUGGAUGGCGCACAUGCUCAAGUUCUGGAUGCCCCUGUCGGAGCUGACGCCCGGCGCGGCGGGCUCGUGGACCAACCCGACGGCCGUGCCGGACGGCGACACGCUGUACCUCUUCAUGAACUGGAACCGGCACGACCGCAGCCGGCGCGGCAACGAGACCCUGGCCACGGGCGAGGUGACGCGCAAGGUGGACGCCACGCCCGAGGGCCGCCGGCGGCUGUUCCUGACGCAGAGCCCCGACGACGGCCUGACCUGGACGACGCCCGUCGACGUGACGGACCAGCUCACCCCGCCCGGGUGGGGGUGGGACGUGGUCGGGCCCGGGCGCGGCAUCGUCCUCCGCUCCGGCGAGGUCGUCGUCCCCGCCAUGGGCCGCAACAUCGUCGGCCGCGGCCCGCCCGGCAAGCGCACCUGGUCCUACGUGCUGCUCGACGGCUCCGGCGAGGAGGGCACCAUCGUCCAGACCCCCGACGACGGCCUGCUCCGCAACGACAAGGGCCUGCCCGGCGACAACUUCCGCCGCGUCGCCCGCGGCAACCUCACCCACUUUGAGCCCUUCCGCCUCGACACCGCCCUGCCCGACCACAUCGACGGCGGCGGCGCCAUGGUCCAGUGGUCCUGGCGCAACAUGUCGGUCAAGUACCCCGACGACAACCGCAUCGUCUUCGUCAACCCCUACUCCAGCACAAACACCGACCGCCUCCGCUGCCAGCUGACCUACUACCACGACGGCAGCAGGUACACCAUCUGGCGCGACCUGCAGGACAAGAAGGCGGUCGGGCGGCACUUCGGCAUCGAGAGCCGCCGCGCCAGCAUCUCCUUCCGACUCUUCACCACCGAGCACCACCUCGUCUUCCUGUCCGAGAUGGACUUUCGUCAGACCGGCGGCUCCAAGGACGAUCACGUCGGCCUCUUGUUCAGGCACACGAGCAUCUCCUGGCUGCUCCACGGCAACCAGCAGGGGUUGAUGGGCAAGCCCAAGGAGGAGAAGGAUCCGUACCUGAGGUUGGUCAAGUUCGACCCCGAGAGGAAGCUGCCCAUGUGGGAAAAGCAGGGCAGGACGGUGGAGGAGAUCAAGUGUCUUGUGGACAAUGGGCAGUGCCGAGGAGUCAUGAGGCAGGGGACUGGCGACUAG
Molecule: messenger RNA, 1575 nt
Organism: Ustilaginoidea virens
Lineage: Eukaryota; Fungi; Ascomycota; Sordariomycetes; Hypocreales; Clavicipitaceae
Exons: 1
Coding region: 1-1575 (524 amino acids)
Biological process (GO): oligosaccharide catabolic process; ganglioside catabolic process
Cellular component (GO): membrane; cytoplasm; intracellular membrane-bounded organelle
Molecular function (GO): exo-alpha-sialidase activity
Source: RefSeq, a predicted model, not a curated record